Sander lucioperca (pikeperch) is the source of this 1096-nucleotide messenger RNA. RefSeq lists its product as uncharacterized. The coding region runs from base 51 to 752 and encodes 233 amino acids. NCBI's taxonomy places the organism in Eukaryota, Metazoa, Chordata, Actinopteri, Perciformes, Percidae. The record is from RefSeq and is a predicted model, not a curated record. The transcript has 4 exons. Gene Ontology annotation, cellular component: external side of plasma membrane. Gene Ontology annotation, biological process: cellular response to lipopolysaccharide; positive regulation of T cell proliferation; T cell costimulation.
UCCCUGUCUGUCAUUCGCUGCGUCUCUCAUUCCUGCUGGUUUAUUCUUUCAUGUCUUCUGGUUUUCUAGUGGUUUGUGCUGUUUGUGUUUGGUUAGUCUUGGUUUGGACUGCCUCCCUGUCGACCUCAGGACACCUUCCUUUGGAGAAGAUGAUCUGCAGCAUCCUGCUGCUCAUCAUCCUGACCUCCUGUGUCUCUGGAACAUUUGUAGUGAAUGUGACCCAGACCUCCUAUCAGGCAGAGGAGAACCACGACAUCACACUGGAGUGGACCUUCACAACCAACCCUCACAGUUCCUCCAACUCUCUUAAUAUCUUCUGUGAACUGUUAACUGAUCUCAAGAAUCCAGUCCUGUUUCAUCUCCAUGAAGGAGUUGAGGUCCCAGAGUCUCAGGAUGAACAGUUUGCAGGACGAGUCCAGUGGGACAAAGACAUCCUCGGAGAAGGACGACUCAGACUUCAUGUGUCCAGACUCAGGACUGAAGACUCAGGACUGUACCUGUGUGAUAUUCUCACAGAUUAUGGGAGUAAGUCUGGUAGAUGUUGGCUCAAUGUUACUGCAGCGAGGGAUCGGCCUGAACCUGAGACACCAAACACAACAAGUCCACAACAACCAGAGAGUCGGGGAAGGAUCGGUCUCUACUGUGGACUGGGACUGACAGCAGCAGCAGUUCUGCUGGCGUUCUGUACUCACUUCUUAGUCUUACGUCUCUCACUUCUUAGUCUUACGUCUUUGUUUUACAAAAUCUACUGAUAACAAAAGAAAUCACCUACAGUUUGUAGCUGUACAGAUGUCAAGUUUAUCAGAGAAACAAGCCAUCAGGACUAACAGCACUCAGUCUGACCAGAGAGUCGGGGAAGGAUCGGACUUUACUGUGGACUGACAACAGCAGUUCUGCUGGUUGGUUGUUUUUGUUUAUUCAGACACUUUCUUUCUAGAAAUCAAGAUUUCUACUCAGAGAAAAAUUACAGUUCACCAAGUGCAUCAGUAGAAACUUUAAUCAGACAAAACUGUUAGAAUUAAAUUUUAUACCACAUAGACAGAAAAUACUAGUUUCUCACAAACAAACAAAGUUGUUUGAAACAAAUACUAUUCAC